GUGCUCACCGCCGUUACGUCCCCUCCCCUCGCCGGGCAGCGAGAGAGGAGAGAGAUGACGGUUUGUUGGAAUUUAGUGGGCAUCUUGGUCUUGUUCAUAUCUGCUCUAGCUUGCCAUGAGAAGGUUGGAGGUGAUGAUGUUUUAGGGUAUGGGUACAAAAUCCAAUCGGUUGCCGCCGGCGCUGAUGGGGCAGGCCUCAACGCCAAGCUUACCCUCCUUCGGGAAACCCAGAAAUACGGCCCCGAUCUCCACAAUCUGGACCUCACUGUCUGGUACGAGACGCCCACAAGAUUGCGGGUCAAGAUAACGGAUUUGGAUCGCCCCAGAUGGGAGAUCCCACAAGAUGUCAUCCCACGUGGGACCCACAACAACUCGACCAGCGGCAAUGGCAUUCUCCGCUUGCCCGGCGUUGGCGCUCCACCACCACAAAACGGGACGUUUUGGGGUCCGGACUCCGAUCUCGUCUUCCGAUACACCUCCAACCCUUUCAAUUUCGCUAUCACCCGGCGGUCAUCCGGCGAGACGCUCUUCGACACCUGCAGCGAUAGGAGCAGUGACCCGGACGGUCCAUUCACUGGCAUCGUGUUCAAGGACCAAUUCUUGUCCAUUUCCUCCUCCCUUCCAACCGGCACAUCGUCUAUAUAUGGACUCGGGGAGCAUACCCUAAGAUCCUUCCGUCUCGAGGAAACCGAUUCCUUGACCCUAUGGAACGCGGAUAUUCCCAGCUCGGCUGUCGGUCUGAACCUGUACGGGAGCCACCCCUUCUACAUUGAUCUCCGGGCCCCAAGCGGUAGGGCCCACGGUGUGCUGCUUUUUAACAGCAACGGCAUGAACAUCCUCUACCGUCCGUCACAGAUCACGUACAAGAUCGACGGUGGCAUCUUCGACUUCUAUUUCUUCGCUGGUGAUACGCCGGUCGCCGUGGUUCAGCAGUACACCCAACUCGUCGGCCGGCCGGCACCCAUGCCCUACUGGUCAUUUGGGUUUCAUCAAUGCCGGUAUGGUUACAAGAAUGUGGAGGACCUGCAGGGCGUCGUCGCCGGGUACGCGAAUGCCGGCAUCCCGUUGGAAACGAUGUGGACCGACAUUGACUACAUGGACCAAUUCAGGGAUUUCACGUUGGAUCCAGUUAAUUUCCCGCCUGAAAAAUUAAAGGCAUUCGUAGACAGACUGCAUCAAAAUGGACAGAAAUAUGUGAUGAUAGUGGACCCAGGGAUCAGUGUGAACGAGAGCUACGGGCCAUACAUUCGUGGGCAGGAAGCCGAUAUCUACAUCAAGUGGAACGGCAAACCCUAUCUAGGCCAGGUGUGGCCGGGGCCGGUCAACUUCCCGGACUUCAUGAACCCAGCCGCCCUGCCCUAUUGGGAACGCGAGAUCCAGCAGUUUCAUGACGUGAUCCCGUUUGACGGUCUCUGGAUCGACAUGAACGAGGUCAGCAACUUCUGCUCGGGCUUGUCCUGCACCCUCCCGUCGGCUGGCCCGUGUCCGCAGCCAGGCGAGCAGGAUGUGUGCUGCCUUAUCUGUGACAAUUCUAACUCCACGAUCUAUGACGAUCCGCCAUACAGGAUCAACAUUGCCGGGUCAAGGCUCCCACUCGGGCUACGAACGGUUGCAGCCGGCGCAGUGCAUUAUGGCAAUGUGCUAGAGUACAACGCUCAUGACCUCUAUGGGUUGACCGAGUCCAGGGCCACAAAGAUUGCCUUGGCGAACGUGAUCCAGAAAAGGCCGUUUGUGCUGUCUAGGUCUACUUUCUUGAGUUCAGGCGUGCAUGCUGCUCACUGGACGGGCGACAACUCGGCCACCUGGGAUGACCUUGCCUAUUCCAUCCCAGCCAUCCUUAGCUUCGGCUUGUUUGGGCUGCCUAUGGUUGGUGCCGACAUAUGUGGUUUCAGCGGCGACACCACCGAGGAGUUGUGCAACCGCUGGAUUCAGCUCGGCGCAUUCUACCCUUUCUCGCGAAACCACGCCAGCAUCGGUUCCAAGCGUCACGAACUCUACUUAUGGCAGUCGGUCACUGAGUCGGCAAAGAAGGCGCUUGGGCUCCGCUAUCGACUGCUGCCAUACUACUACACGCUCAUGUACAAGGCACAUGUGACGGGGACUCCGAUUGCUCGACCACUUUUCUUCUCGUUUCCAAAUGACACCAACACUCAUGGAGUUGAUACACAGCUCUUGAUUGGUAAAGGAUUGAUGGUAACCCCAGUUCUGCAGCAAGGAAAGACGAAUGUUCAUGCAUACUUCCCGGCAGGAACUUGGUUCAGCAUGUUUGACCUCAACGCAAGGUUGGUCGUGCCAAAAGGGACGAAGAUCACGCUGGAUGCACCGAUUGACACUGUAAACGUCCAUGUCUGCUCUGGUAACGUAUUGCCUAUGCAGGAGGUAGCAGCAACAACAGCAGAAGCCAGGGCCACGCCUUUCACUUUGCUGGUGGCACUGGGAAGCAAUACAGGGGCACAAGGGGAGCUGUUUUUGGAUGAUGGGGAGCAAUUGAAGAUGGGGGAAGGAGAUAAUUGGACCUUUGUGCAGUUCAGUGGUGGAUUGCAAGGUAAUGUGGUCAACCUUGCCUCUCGAGUGCAAAAUGGAACAUACGCUCUGGGACAAAGGUGGCUGAUAGAGACGGUGGUGUUUGUUGGAUUGGAAUAUGGAUCGGAGGGCAAGUACUUAAAUGUGACAUCAGGUGGAAACCCACUUGAUGUGUCGGAAGUGCUGGUGGUUAUGGGAGCAAAGUAUGGCAACGGUGUAGCAGAGAUCACUGGCCUCUCACUGCUAGUAGGCCAGAGCUUUGAGCUGACCAUGACUUUCAUCUGAAUCUACAUUGGUCUUAGAGAAAAGUCUUGAGAUUAAUUAGGAAGGAAGUGGAUGUCACCUCAUGAGGCCACAGUUGCGACAUUUCCCCCCCUGAAAACUUUUCAUUGCCUUCUCCAAUCAAAGCUUGCAUUUUAUUAAGAUGUAUAUUUGUGGUUUUGAACAGAAGAUAAUCAUUCUACCA
Molecule: messenger RNA, 2989 nt
Organism: Nymphaea colorata (pocket water lily)
Lineage: Eukaryota; Viridiplantae; Streptophyta; Magnoliopsida; Nymphaeales; Nymphaeaceae
Product: probable alpha-glucosidase Os06g0675700
Exons: 4
Coding region: 55-2808 (917 amino acids)
Biological process (GO): carbohydrate metabolic process
Molecular function (GO): carbohydrate binding; hydrolase activity, hydrolyzing O-glycosyl compounds
Source: RefSeq, a predicted model, not a curated record